Centruroides sculpturatus (bark scorpion) is the source of this 896-nucleotide messenger RNA. RefSeq names its product tetraspanin-6-like. The record is from RefSeq and is a predicted model, not a curated record. The transcript has 7 exons. The coding region runs from base 128 to 862 and encodes 244 amino acids. Gene Ontology annotation, cellular component: membrane. Lineage: Eukaryota; Metazoa; Arthropoda; Arachnida; Scorpiones; Buthidae.
AUACUACAUUUUGCGUAAAUCAUUGUGACGUUAUAAGUCAAAAGGAAGAGUUUAUAGUCUUUAAUUACGCUUUUAGUCGACACUUUGCUUGGUUGAAGUUUUUCUUCCGUUGAAUUUCAUUAGAAAGAUGGCAAAACAAUUGCAAACAGGGCUAGCAGUUUUCUGUAUGAAGGGAUUGCUUCUUAUAUUUAAUUGUUUAUUUUGGGUCAGUGGUAUUGCUCUUUUGGUAGCAGGAAUAUGGAUGAAGAUAACCAUGACACAGAUCUUAAAACUUUCAGUGGAUUACAGUAACAGUGUUCCCUUUUCCUUUAUUGGAAUUGGUAUAUUAAUAACAAUUAUUGGCUUCCUUGCUUGUUUCUGUACAGUAAAAGGACAUUCAACACUACUAUAUUUGUUAAGUAUUUUCUUAAUUGUGGUUUUCUUCAUGGAAGUUGGUAUUGCUGUAGCUGGAUAUGCUUUCAGAAAUAACAUUAGAAGUGCACUGAAGGAUGGAAUUAAGAAGGCUGUAGAUUCGUAUGAAAAUGAUGGAAACCAAGAUCGUAAUAUAGAUUUUGUUCAAAAAAAUAUUAAAUGCUGUGGUGUUGAAAAUUAUGAAGACUGGUUUUUUACCACUUGGGCAAAUGGUUCCAAAAAAGUUCCAAAAAGUUGUUGCAAGUUUGAUAAUUGCCAAAAUAAUCCAGCUAAUAAAACUCAGAUAUAUACGGAAGGAUGUUACCCUGUAUUAAUAAAUGAUAUACAUAAUAAAAUGGGAAUUAUUGCUGGAGUUGCUGUUUCAUUUGCUUGCAUUCAGCUACUUGGUGCCAUAUUGACUUGUUGCCUAGCAAAACGUUCCAAUGCCAUUAGAUAUCAGCCAAUGACUUAAAUAUGAGUUUUCAAGAUUAAAAGUCAUCUUACAA